AAUUUUUUUGGUUCAAUUAUUAAUAAAUUACGAAUAAUUUGUUAAUUAAUAAUGAUUAUUAGGGGUGUUAAGAAAGAAGAUUGUAUUGUAAGGGGUGAUUAGAAAUCACCUAAGCAGUGUAGAGUACACGCAAGAAGUUUAAUAGAGUUGAAAAAACACUUAAAAGAUAUAAACUAUUAAGAUUAAUAAUAAAAUGAACAAAUUUAAAGCAAUCAGCAAGAAUAAGUCGCAGAUAUUAAAAAAAUUACAAGAUAAUUUUCAAACUCUUUUUUUAAUUCCAAAAAUCGUAAUACAAGCAGCUCUCGCUUAAAAACAGAUGAGGGAAGAUAAUCAUUUCAUAAUAACUCUUAGUAAUAAAAUCUACAUAAUAAUAAAUUUGUUCCAUUCAUACAUGAGCGUGAUCGGCUUGGUAGAUUAAUCACUGAAAACUAAGACUAAGAUGAUGAUUUGAGUGUUUUUACUUAUCGUCCAAAUACUUAUAGGAAACAUGCAAAAUCAACAGACACUUUGAAGGUUAAAAAUUUACCAACCAAAUCGGGUGUUGUAAAUGAUGGUUUAAAUAAAAAUGCUUACGCUUAACUUAAACAUAAUGGGUUAUUCAAAGAAUAGAAAGCUGAAGACUAGCUAAUAAAAAAUAAAAUUGAGGAAAUGAUAUAAAAUCACUAGUUGGAAAAUAAAAUUUUAUUAGGAGUUAAUAGACAAAAUAACUAUGAAGUUUAGUUGCAAGAUAAUUAUAAUGAUAUUUAAAUGGUAAGCUAUAGAUUGAAUAUAAAACAUUAAGAAGAUUUGCAAAGGAAAUAAUAAAUUGCAAAUAGUUUAACUUAUGCUAGAGGAUUUUAUAAAAGAGCAUAAGCAGAUGAGUAGUAUAGAAGAGUAAAAACUAACCAUUCUAGCAACCGAAUAUAAACAGUUAAUACAGAAGAAGAUUUGCCAUAAGAAAAUCAAGAAAAAAAUGAUUUCAUAACUAAAAAUUAAAAAAAAAAUUAUUUUUUAAACUUAAGAAAAUAAACAGGCUAAAGCAUAAAUGAUUAGUUAAAAAUUUUUAAAAAACGAAAUAAUGAAAUUUUAAAUAAUCCAAUUCCUCCUCUUGGAUUUUAUGAUGCUACGAAUUCAUAAGAGAACUGCAUACUUAAAAAGUAUCCUAAAGUAAUUUUUAAUAAGUAAGAAAGAUUCAUCAAAAUCAAAACAGAAGAAAAUGAAAUACAAUUAAGUAAGUAAAAAAAUUCUCCAUAAAAAUCAUCAACAAUUUAGAAAGGUGAAAACUAAAAGUAGAAUAAUACAAGUGCUUCCCCUAAAAAACAAUAAAAAGAUGAUAAUAUACAUUAAAAACUUAAAACAGUAGCUGAUUCAUCAGUUGCAAAGAUUGAUUAGAUAAAUCCUAAAAUACUUGAGUAAAUUAAAGAGCAAGAAGAAAGAAGGUCUAGAAUUGAAAAAAAUAUUGAUUAAAUAGCGCUUGAUUUUAAUAGUGAAAAGGCAUCUACUAUUUUUACUCAACAUUUCUUGCAAACAAAGCAAAAAAUGAGAAGAAUAAGAAAUAAUUUAAAUAAUAUGGAAUUUGAUACUCUGUAAUUCUUUGAUAAGUUAAUAUAGUAAUAGCAAAAAAAAUAAUUGGACGAUGGCUUAUCUUGA
Molecule: messenger RNA, 1629 nt
Organism: Tetrahymena thermophila SB210
Lineage: Eukaryota; Ciliophora; Oligohymenophorea; Hymenostomatida; Tetrahymenidae
Exons: 2
Source: RefSeq, a predicted model, not a curated record